Molecule: messenger RNA, 351 nt
Organism: Colletotrichum abscissum
Lineage: Eukaryota; Fungi; Ascomycota; Sordariomycetes; Glomerellales; Glomerellaceae
Product: O-methyltransferase
Exons: 2
Coding region: 1-351 (116 amino acids)
Source: RefSeq, a predicted model, not a curated record
AUGCAGGGAGGCUUGGAAGAUACUUUCUUCGACCGAGUCGACAGCACCGACACCAUCGACAACCAAGAUGCCGAUUCCGACAUCGACGCGCAAAAAGAGGCAUUUAUGCUAGCCAUGACGGCGUUGAAUCGCCUGGCGCCCAUUAUCGGCGUGUACGACUUCUCGUGGAUCGCCGAGGCAUCGGAAAAGGAAGGCGGUGGCAGAGUAACACUGGUCGAUGUUGGCGGCGGCAGCAGCCAUGAGAUUCAGUCUAUCUGCGAGAACACUGGCCUGCCGCUUGCACGUUGUGUGUUCCAGGACAAGGAGACUGUCAUCUCGAAGGUCGAAAAUCGGGGACUCUGCCGGGAUUGA